Messenger RNA from Brenthis ino (lesser marbled fritillary), 2514 nucleotides. Lineage: Eukaryota; Metazoa; Arthropoda; Insecta; Lepidoptera; Nymphalidae. The record is from the annotation of a GenBank genome assembly.
AUGACCGUUGACAAUAAAGAUGAUAGUAUUAAAAAAGCAGAUGCAGAAAUAAAAGUAUCGUGCUGCAAAAAAAUUUCUAUUUUCGCCUGUGUUUGUGGUGUAUUAUCAUUACUUUUACAUAUAAAUAGUUAUAUAUAUAAUAAUGUAGAUGAAAGAUAUCAUAGAAUAGAGACUGAUUUUAUAAAAAUUAAUGAAUUUCUUGAUGUGGAACUCGAUAAGAGAAUAAGUGCUUAUGUAUCAUCUUUGAGUGACAUACUUCCAGUUAGAUUAAAAAGAGAUGCUAUGGUUAAUCAAUCGCCUGUUCAAGAGGAUAACACAGUGGCACCUCAUGUCGAGUUUUUUAAUCCAAAAAUGCGAGCUGAACUUGAAGAGAAAGAUGCGAUUGAGAUGAAACGCACUGGAGCCAAGGGCCCAGCUCCUGGAGGCGACACAUGGGUUUGGCUCACAAGUUACUCUAGAGUACCAUAUAAAGUCGUGCAAGGAUUUUGUAAAGCUACUCAAGACUACUGUCCGCCUGGAGUUCAAGGGCCAAAGGGACCUACAGGGUCACCUGGCCCCAAAGGUGAAAGGGGAGACCCGGGUGCACCAGGAACAGCAGGAAAUCCGGGAUUAAGAGGGCCCCUUGGGCCACCCGGGCCUAAGGGUGAACGUGGAUUCCCAGGUAAUCCUGGUCUAGACGGUAGAGAUGGUGUACCAGGUGAACCAGGUCUAGAUGGUCUAUCAGGAAGAAAUGGAGCUGAUGGAGCACCAGGAAAAGAUGGACGCGAUGGAAUACCUGGGAAGGAUGGAAGUCCUGGCAAAAAUGGAAAGGAUGGCAAAGAUGGUAAGCCUGGUGCUCAAGGUCCUGCAGGAGUGAGGGGACCAAAAGGAGAACGUGGUCCAAUGGGACCGAAAGGGUUACGCGGUAAUGAUGGUCGGGAUGGAGCACCUGGAAAACCUGGACUAUCGAUAUACAACUACACUAAGGAGAAUCAACUGUUUAUUCCACCCAGUUUUGCUUUGGAUAACCCAAGACUAAUAGUACGUGAAGGCGAUACGAUGCGCAUGGAUUGCAAUCCGAAGGGAUUUCCUGAGCCUACUAUAGAGUGGCGUAGAUCUGACGGAACACCAAUUAUACAGGGGUCCUGGCGUGAUGCUUCUGUGAGCGGGCACGUAUUGAGUAUACCCAACGUGUCCCGCUGGCACACAGGGAAAUACGUGUGCUUGGCGAACAAUGGUAUGCAGCCGCCGGCGAACCAGACAACCGACGUUGAAGUGCAUUUCAGUCCGUAUAUACGCGUCCCGAACAAUAUAGCGUAUGUGUUUAACAAAACAGCUAAAAUUUUAUGCGAGAUCCAAGCCUGGCCAGAGCCUGUAUUAGCCUGGGAAUGUGACGGAGUAACCCUUGAAGGCUCUCGGUACAAGACAGAGGUAUCUACAGCAGGAGAGCCGUGGAGUUGGAUUAUGAGACUGGAAAUACCAAACGUCCGAGAGCAUGACCUCAAACAGUACAGUUGUGUAGCCAAAAAUGAACUUAAUAAUCAAACAGUUAAGGGACAUAUUAAGUUGAUGUAUCCAAGUCCUAACCAGCCAACUCAAGUACAACAGCCCAUGGAGUUCGGCUCCCGCCCCCCAAUCCUCACGUCAUACGAAGAGCUGUGUCAGGUGCAGCGGUGCCCUUCGUGCCCACGAUGUGAUCGCGCCCUGCUGUUGAUAUCCACUAUGAAUUCAACAUCUGGAUAUAAGCUUAUAAGGAAUACUAAAUGCCAACUGUAUGCUAUCGGGAAACCUGUCUAUCACCGGUACAAAGAUGAAUUAUUUGGUGCUUGGUUGAGAGAUUCUAACGCUUCUGAAAGUCAGAAAGACAAGCUGUGGACGACACAAGAAAAUGAUGUAGAAAGACUGCGAGAAUAUAGAAGCAAGGCGAGCUUCAAGUCUGACCACGUGGAUGAGUUUCAUAAGUUGCAGAAACCCUUUUUUGGAAAUGGCCACAUAGUGUACAGCGGAUCAUUCUUUUACCAAGCCAAUGAAUCUGGACAUCCGGGAGAUAUCAUACGUUACGAUUUAACGCAGAGUCGAAUUAAAUCAGCACAUUUACCUCACGCUGAUGGAAGACUUUAUACCGCUCAGCAUAAUCAGGUUGAUUUUAGUGCUGACGAUAACGGGCUAUGGGUAAUUUAUUCUAUAGAAAGAUCAAACAACACUGCAGUUGCCAAGCUAAGCUUUGAUCCAAACAAAGAUGACUUAAAUAUAGAUUACAUUUGGAACAUAUCACUUAAUCAUAAAUCAGUAGGCGAAAUGUUUAUGGUUUGUGGAGUUCUUUACGCAUUGGAUUCGGCGACAGAAAGAGAAACCAAAGUGACAGUGGCCAUAGAUUUAUAUUUAAGUAAACCGGUGGAGGUGUCGUUACAGUUCACCAAUCCAUUCAGAAAAACCACUCAACUUGGAUAUGAUCAUACUCAUAAGGAGCUUUAUUCGUGGGAUCGCGGGAAUCAGUUAACAUAUCCUGUGAGAUACAAUGAAUUUCCUGGACCU